Penicillium verrucosum is the source of this 774-nucleotide messenger RNA. RefSeq lists its product as uncharacterized. The record is from RefSeq and is a predicted model, not a curated record. Lineage: Eukaryota; Fungi; Ascomycota; Eurotiomycetes; Eurotiales; Aspergillaceae. The coding region runs from base 1 to 774 and encodes 257 amino acids. The transcript has 3 exons.
AUGUCUGCUGAAUCACCCGAAUCACCCGAACAUUACAAGGACCGCAUAGUCUUAUUAGACCUAGAGCUUGUUAUUGAUGAGCUCUCCGAAAACGAAAAGCACAAAAUUGAUGUGACAGAACUCGGGGGAUUUGGUAUUGUUCACCAUCGCAUGACCCUUGAUAGAGAAGAUUCAGCCAGCAAACCUUCCUUCUUCGAGCCAUAUCCCAGCAUCCCGGAGUCCAGUGACAGCGUCGUUGAUAAAGUCCGCUCGGUUUUGGAAUUCGAGGAUUUCUGUUUUACGCGCCCCGUCGACCGGGCCCGCCAGGUUGCAGGCCCCUGGUCGUCUUAUGCUCCCUACGGGGUGUUUCCCCCAUGGACCAGGAAAGACGUUGGUGAUUACAGACCUUACAAGGAUUUGUAUGAGUAUGAUAAACCUGAAUUUGGGGCUUUUGGGAUGACGGAUGUUCGUGGAAAGGCUUUCCCACACACCAAAGCAGUUAUAUACAAUGGCAUGGAGGCGACAGAUGGGAUGAUUCUUCGUGGGGAGCUCCUGACUAUCCUCCGCCUGAUGCUAGGCCAACUAAGGAAGAUACGCCUCCUCCAGCAUAGGAAAGCACCGGUCUUUGUGGUCUCAUUUAUGGGUAAACGAGCCCGCGCUUUUGAGUCCUAUUACAACGGCCAAUCCCUCGUCCUACGUACUACCAAACUCUACAAUUUCCCCGAGGAUACCUCUAUCGGGUUUAAGGACCUUGCAGAAUGGUAUCUCAGCUCGCCGACAGGGGAUACAUUCUAG